GUGGCGCGCGGCGGCUGCAGCCGCAGGAGAAGCGAGAGGCGGAGGCGGUGCCGCCAUGGCGGACGGCGAUGGCUUGAUGUCCGUGGACUACGAGGUGCACGGCAAGGUGCAGGGCGUGUUCUUCCGCAAGUACACCCAGGGGGAGGCCAAGAAGCUGGGGCUUGUUGGCUGGGUCCAAAACACGAGCCAUGGCACUGUUCAGGGGCAAAUCCAGGGUCCAGCUGCCAGGGUGCGGGAGCUGCAAGAAUGGCUCAGGAAGAUAGGAAGUCCCCAGUCCCGUAUCAGCCGAGCAGAGUUCAGCAAUGAGAAGAAGAUCGAGGCGCUGGAUCACAAGGAAUUCCAGAUUUUGAAGUGACUUUAUCUAGGAAGAAGCAAAGUCUGGAGAGUGAGCUGCCCUCACAGAACAUUUCCCCUCUUCGUCAUUCACUCAGCCAAUGUUCAGCUAUAGAGAGCUUUAUUUUAUUAAAUUUCUAAUUUAUUGUUUAUUCUGCACUGUUAGUUUGGUGCUCAGCUUUUUGCAGAAUUCCAGUGGGUAGAGGAAGAGCUAUGUUGUCUCUGUUAAAGGGGUUGUUCAGGGGCAGAAUGUGUUUCCAAGUGUACGUAGUUUGGGGAGUUGUACAGAUCUGAAGUUUGUAGAGUGUGGUGCUCAUGUGAAGGAAAUGACAGGAUCAAUGCCAAUAGAAAACAUUGCUAAAAACAUUAUAUUUGUGCACUAAAUGCCUCAGAAACAAAUUAUUUUAUUGCAGAACUUCAUAUUUUCUGUAGAAUAAAAUUGCUUUGAUUUCA
Messenger RNA from Cinclus cinclus, 786 nucleotides. RefSeq names its product acylphosphatase 1 (gene ACYP1). NCBI's taxonomy places the organism in Eukaryota, Metazoa, Chordata, Aves, Passeriformes, Cinclidae. Gene Ontology annotation, molecular function: acylphosphatase activity. The transcript has 2 exons. The record is from RefSeq and is a predicted model, not a curated record. The coding region runs from base 56 to 355 and encodes 99 amino acids.